AAAAAAGAUAACUAUAUUAUCCGUCAAAACAUCAAUAUUGCAUCAGCAAGUCCGUUUUUGUUCAAUUUAGAAUAACCUUCACCCUCUGGAAGCAUUUUAGCAGAUUGAUAAAAAUCAAAAACGUACUGACCCAACAGUGAUUAAACACAAUCGUUACAAAAUGACCUCACUAAAGUGACCUUGCACUAGUACUUAAAGCGGUUCAAACUCGACUUCUUUUCAAUGUUAGCCACGAUGGCCGAGAACGAGACCCUAGAUUACGAAAAUGUGUACAAAAAAAGUGCUAAGCGAUUUAUGCAUAAGGAGUAUCUGUUGUUGGGUGGGGGACCAAUCAAUUGCAGCGAUCGGGUACUGAAAGCUAUUUCGAUGCAAACUUUGAACCCUCUGUCGGUAGACAUGCACCAGUUAAUGGACGAAAUAAAGGAGAUGACGCAGUACCUCUUCCAAACAAAAAAUAGACUUACUUUAGUGAGUCAGACUUCUGGAAGUGGAGGUAAUGAAACGAUUAUUACGAAUCUUCUUGACCGUGGAGACAAGUUGGUAAUUGCUAUUGGGGGUACUUGGGGGGAGAGAGUCCUAGACAUGGCGCUACGAUACGAAUACGACGUCCUCCCGCUCACAAAACCCCCCGGUGAAGUCUACACUUUAGAAGAACUUGAAAAUGCGGUGAAAUCUCACAAGGCAAAGUUGUUGUUUGUAACCCAUGGGGAAUCCACUGGAGGUAUCCUCCAAAAACUGGAAGGACUUGGGCCCAUGUGUCAUAAAUACGGGUGUUUGUUGGGUGUAGAUGCCGUAGUUUCCAUAGCUGUUGACCCGCUCUUCGUCGAUAGAUGGGAAAUAGAUGCUGUCAAUGCUGGUACCCAGAAAGCUAUAGGUGCACCACCGGGAAUGUGUUUGCUCACGUUUAGCCCCCGAGCAGAGCAACGCAUGAGAGAGAAAAAAAUGAAACCUCCGUACUACUUCGAUAUGCUACGUCAAGGCAUCUAUUUUGACUGUUUUGGCGAUCACACUAGAAUGUUCCAUUAUACCUUUUCGUCAAAUAUGUUAUCCGCAGUACGUGAAGCUUUGGCCCAGAUAUGCGAAGAAGGACUUCUCGAAAUCUGGGCAAGACACAAACGAAACGUCGAGUACUUCUGGAAACGGCUCGAUGAAAUUGGGUACACGUGUUUCGUAAAGAAACGCGAAAAUAGGUUCCACGGGGUUACGGGAGUUAACGUACCGGAGGGAAUUAGCCAGAGGGAGCUCAUAAAAUUUGCCAAAGACAAGUACGACAUCGAAAUCGCACCAGGGUUUGGGCCAACCUUAAACAAAGCAAUGCGGCUGGGUUUGAUGGGUACGAACAGCCGACCAGAAAUGGCCGAUUACUUAAUAGAAGCUUUAAAAGACGGAUUGCAGCACUUGAAAAAAUGAUUGUAGAUCUUCAUUAAACAAUAAAGCCUUUUAAAUUCGUCAUAA
Zophobas morio is the source of this 1455-nucleotide messenger RNA. Its product is annotated as alanine--glyoxylate aminotransferase-like. Bases 223 to 1410 code for a protein of 395 amino acids. Gene Ontology annotation, cellular component: peroxisome. Gene Ontology annotation, molecular function: L-serine:pyruvate transaminase activity; L-alanine:glyoxylate transaminase activity. The transcript is spliced from 6 exons. The record is from RefSeq and is a predicted model, not a curated record. Lineage: Eukaryota; Metazoa; Arthropoda; Insecta; Coleoptera; Tenebrionidae.